Molecule: messenger RNA, 4018 nt
Organism: Haplochromis burtoni (Burton's mouthbrooder)
Lineage: Eukaryota; Metazoa; Chordata; Actinopteri; Cichliformes; Cichlidae
Gene: nxph2a
Product: neurexophilin 2a
Exons: 3
Coding region: 1123-1914 (263 amino acids)
Molecular function (GO): signaling receptor binding
Source: RefSeq, a predicted model, not a curated record
UCCCUCCAGUGGAGUUUUUGGAGAUGUGUACAUUCAGUGCCAAAGAUGUUUUGGCAUCAUGUGAUGGCUCAACGCCUAAGAAACUUUUUGUUGUGUGUUUUCAUUUAUCACCCCUCUGUACUUGCACAGCGGUUGACCUUUUGUUGCCUGCACUUUGUGGUCAGGAUUGCAGCAUCAGCUGAGUUUCCAGAAGAAUAAGUGUCUCUGGUUGCUGUGCUUUUAGCUACACGAUGCAAACAGGAAUGUCCACACAUCUUGCGUUUGCAAGAUGGGUUUAAUACAUGCAACGAUUUUAAAGGCUUUUCUAUACAUUCUGCUAAACACGGCUUGCAUGCACUCUUAUAUAACUGGACAUGUAGGCAUUCGAGUCAUCACACAAAACUUCCAACGAAAAUCACGGCAUAACUGUUCUCUGCGAUUAAGCAUCUAAACGUUAAGGGGUUAAACACGUGCGCGCUAUGAUGAACAAAACCGGACAACGGUGACAUCAAGCUUUUACUUGUCUCUUAGAUGGAGAGAGUAAGACUUCUAAGGUACAUCUUUAGGUCUGAGUCUCUGAACGGAUGCGCGCCGACCUUGGAGUCUCCAGACGCGCAGAAGAGGAUUUUGCGCACUGAAAUCAAGCAGAGCCUAAAAGCGAAGACAGCGAGCUGACUAUUGUCUGUCUGACUGCAGUCCUGGCACUGGGAUACGGGCACGCUUGGCUGUGUUUUACUGCGCAUACUGACAACUUAAGACCAACAUUGCUCCGGAUUGAGUAAGGGAAAAUAUAGUCCACAGUUUAUUUCGCCUUGCCUGGAUUCUAAACUUAGAGGAGCGUUGUUACAUCUGAACUGCUUAAUGUAGGCGCUUCACUACUACAGACGAGCCAAAGAGUCCCAGCUGCUCGGGGGAAAGUACCUCGACAUCCUGAGAGACGUUUUGAGAGGAUUUUAGGUCUCUUUGCUGAACGUGGACUGAGAGAGGAUGAUCCCAGCCGCCUUACCGAAAUAAGUGAGGUAUUGCCUUUACGAAACGGUGAUCAUAGCGAUGUUUCAGUGCCAUGAGCGUCUUCACCUCUCCAAAUCUUCCAGAGAGGAUUUAAUCCCCGCUCAUCUUGAAUAAGUCGACAAGUCGUUGAAGAUGAGUCCUCUGCAAACAUUCUUGUUGUUUUUCCUCCUGCACCAGGUCUCGUGCAGGAAAGUGCAUGGAGGAGUCACAGAACUCAUCGAGUGGAGGGACAGCGAUAAUGAACAGAAGAUAUCUCCCACUGGGGCCAGUCCACGGAUCCUCAACCCCCUGCGUUUGUUUGCCAGGGGCUCCCCCGAGUUCAAGAGUAACAUAAGGGAAAUGACAUAUUUACACAGCAUGGAGGACUUUUGGGACUGGUUAUCUAACCAGACAGAUGUUCAGGGCGCACAGGCCAGAACUAAACGCAGACCCAUCGUCAAGACUGGCAAAUUCAAAAAGAUGUUUGGUUGGGGAGACUUCCACUCCAAUAUCAAGACUGUCAAACUCAACUUGCUGAUCACAGGAAAGAUUGUGGACCAUGGGAACGGCACCUUUAGCGUUUACUUCCGCCACAACUCCACAGGUCUGGGGAAUGUGUCGGUGAGCCUGGUGCCACCUUCCAAGGUGGUGGAGUUUGAGAUCGCCCAGCAGUCCACACUGGAGACCAAAGACACCAAAUCUUUCAACUGUCGCAUUGAAUAUGAGAAGACGGAUCGCAACAAGAAGACUGCCUUGUGCAGCUUUGAUCCAUCCAAGGUGUGCUAUCAGGAGCAGACGCAGAGCCAUGUGUCAUGGUUAUGCUCAAAACCCUUCAAAGUCAUAUGCAUCUAUAUAGCCUUUUACAGUGUAGACUAUAAACUGGUCCAGAAGGUAUGCCCUGACUACAACUACCACAGUGACACACCUUACUCCUCAACAGGGUGACCUGGUAGUUGUUAGUCUGCAUCAGCCUUUUGUUUUAUCUUCAAAUAAUGUAAAUGUCAAGCUCUAAACUCCUUAUCCCAAAAUACCUAAAUACCUGAGACAUGUUGCAGGAAGUGCGACUUAUGAAGGGACGCACACUGGAGGGAUUUGGUGAAACUUUUGUAUAUACUACACAAAUACACAAGUUUAACACUUCAGAUAGUUAGGUGUACAGGGACUUGGCUUUAGGGGUUGGCUUGGGAUUCAAAAGGUAGUUACCAACCCUGGAAGAAUCCACCACAUCACAACAUGUUCUCUGUAAACCACGGGUAUAAUUAGUAUGUUGUCCAGAUGUUUCCUUCAAGGCUAGACUAUAGGCAUGGAGCCCUGCUGAGUUGGAAGCGUGUAGCUGGCUUCUGGAAGAGCUGCACUCCUGCCAACAUUUUCAAACAAUUUUCAAACCUUGUUUAAAUAGUAAUGUGACAAAAUAUGACAGGACUUUAAAUAAUGUUAACAAUUACAAUACCUAAACAUUAAUAAAGCUAUUCAACAGGGCAUAAAAUGAAAAAAAGAAAUCCCAUUUGGAAGAUCACUGCAUUAAGAAUGAUUAGUCAAAAUGAUCAUUGCCUUUGAAGUGGCGCUAACAUCCAUUUAUACCUGUUAACAGAACACAGACAGGACAGUCUCUAUUACUUCAAAUUAUUUUGAUCAAUGGAAUUAUUUCAUUAAGGAAUGAAUAAUUAAUAUGGUCUUAAAACUGAUCUGUUAUCGUUCUUUUGUGGGGACUAAAAGCAAGUGACUUGACUGAUUCAAACCACUUCCUAAAGUGCUCAUGACAAAAUAAGUCCAUCCAACUAAUCUAAUGCAUAAGAAACUUGAGAGCAUGAUCAUACAUUACUAACAAACUGUAUGUAGGCACAUAUCCUAGCUUAACAUGGCUGCAGCCUUGUUUGCGCCUUAAAAUGUGUUGGUUUUCUGCUACAAUUAUCAUAAGGCAUGUGUAUGCUAAACUAGUCUGAGAUCCAACAUCUGUGUUUGCAGGAUGCACUUUGAGGCAUCAGCCUGCCUAGUGAGCCCCACAGUGGAUUAAUGUGUCAGGAGAGGUGGGGAGGGGGAAGCAAUAAUUGCAGGACAGGUGGAUUUAGUGAGUCUGGCAGACAAUUAUCAGCACUUUGUCAUGGUUCUGCCACCAGCCCUGACAUUACCUGUCUUUAAUAGGCUUUAAUUAGCCUGGGAAAUUUCAUUUACCAAGAGUGGAGAAACAAAAAGGUGGGGGUGAUGGCAAAAGUACAAAAUCCAUCUGCAAUUUUAAUGAGAAGAGGGACUAAAUUUGAAAUAUAAGACAUUUCCCAAUAGUACAGCAGGCUUAAGUUGGCUGACUUUGUGUAAAAGUGGAUAACAUUCAGUCUUGUAGUACAUGGUGUAAUGUGUUCGACUCAGAAAUCACUCAAAUUUUUUUUAAAGCUUUUGUUAAAAACCAUUCGGAUUUUAAACGGCAUGAGUUUUGUUAUCUGGAGAUACCCAGGGUUUUUAGGUUAGGGCAUGUGCCACUAAAGACAAAGAAUAGAUUUCUGUUAGCGUCAUUUUAUUGGAUGUAUCUCAUGUCUUUCCACUUCAGCUGUAAAUGAUUUCAUCACCUUAUACAUGAGGUGAGGUGUACGAUAAGGAACUUAACUCGGAGUUGAUCUAUGUUGAUGUUUUGGUUCUGCUCCUUUGUGCAAAUGCUGUGUGUUAAUGUGUAAAACUAAACGUGUUUAUUGAUUAUGGUUUCAAAGUAUAUGAUGUCAGAUUAUCCUAAUUUUUCCAGAGAACUCUAUCAAGUAUACUGUACCUUAUUUUUUGGUGUUUGUUAAGAAAUAUCAUGUAGAUAAAUGUCAUAUUUCAGCUGAUGGUUAGAUUGCUUUGAUUUCAUUUUUUGUAACUGCAGAUUGUACCCAGUUUGAUUUCUGCUUGCUCAAAAUUGUUUCAAUAGUUUCCCUUGUAAAAUAGGAGUAAAAGCUCUUCUGUGUAUAGUGUAAUUACACUUUUCAUUUUGGAAUAUUUGAUUUCAGAUUUUGUUAAAAUGUAACUGUAAAGAUCAAUUUAGGUUUUUAUGGCAUUAAACCUUAUUUGAACUUGGCUCAAA